Maniola jurtina (meadow brown) is the source of this 4367-nucleotide messenger RNA. RefSeq lists its product as uncharacterized. Bases 232 to 3948 code for a protein of 1238 amino acids. The record is from RefSeq and is a predicted model, not a curated record. The transcript is spliced from 5 exons. NCBI's taxonomy places the organism in Eukaryota, Metazoa, Arthropoda, Insecta, Lepidoptera, Nymphalidae. Gene Ontology annotation, cellular component: extracellular matrix. Gene Ontology annotation, molecular function: protein binding.
UGUAUUUGUACGCCUGACACAGCUAGUGGUGCCCAUCCGUUGACAUUUGUAGAUAUGUAGUCUUGCAAUACCAAGCAAUUUGGGCAUGAAUCAUAAAACAUGAGAAUAUAACAAUUAAUGCACGUGAAUGCAGUAGAAGUGAAAAUUGAUGACAUAAAUGAAGUGGAUUUUAUAACAAGUGUGAAGAAAAAGUGCACGAUAUCAUAACAUGAAGAAAAAGGAACGGCACUAAUGGGUUUUGUAAUUCUGUCGCUGUGGUUAUGGCUGCUGCCAGCGACGGUUUUGUUGAGCCCCCUGCAGAUGGAGGAAGAGCAAGAAGAGCCUUGCAAAACUUAUACUCACGAAGAUUUAAUCUACUUAAACUGUGCUGAUCGUGGGCUCAGCCAGUUACCCGGUGGUUUGAAUUAUAACGCUCAAGUGUUGCUACUGGCUAACAAUAAUUUCGCCACAUUUCCGGAACAAAUGCAGAAUUUUAAUCAAAUUGAGAAACUGGAUCUCUCUGGGAACCGUUUAUCAGGACCGUUACCUGGCUACAUCCAUAGCUGGCAACGAUUGAACGCACUUAACUUAUCAAAUAACAACUACGACUCGUGGCUAAGAAGCGAAAAUACUUUCAAUGUUCAAAAAUUAGAUCUAUCGAAAAAUAAAAUAAAUCGGAUUGAUGAAGACGCUUUCGUAAGAAUGUCCCAGCUGACAUAUCUCGAUUUAUCGGAAAAUCGUAUAAACAAUCUCCAACUCGCAAGUUUUGCAAGAACAACAAGUUUAGAAGUGCUCAUCUUAUCCAGAAACGAUUUUACAGAAGUUCCAAAAUUCCAAUCGCCUUCGCUUAGAAAUUUGCAUUUAAGUAAUUGCCAAAUUACGAACUUAGACAUGAACUCCUUGACUGAAAUGAAUACUCUACUCGAAAUAAAUUUGUCAAUGAAUCAGAUUGAAUCUAUACCUAAUAACCUAGCUUCGAAUUCUUUACAAGAAUUAGAUUUGAGUUACAAUGAAAUAUCGACGAUAAAUGACCUUACCUUUUCAGCAUUACCGCAUUUAGCGGUUUUAGAUUUGAGGGGUAAUGCGUUUAAGGAGGUAUGGUCAACUUCACACUUUGCCUCAAACCCAUUUUUGAGAGAAGUUCGUUUGAAGGGAAACCGUUGGAGCUGUGAAGGUUUUAGAGUGAAUCUGCUACUCACUUAUGAGUUCUUAACAAAGGAGCCGCCAAAAGUUCAUGAUAGGGGAUCAUUGCUCUGUUAUUCCCCUUCUAAUGUGACGAAAUUGAGUUGGCAGCAGGCGUAUAUACGUACUUGGCAUGCCGAUGAAAAUGCUACAUCAGCUUUCAAUAUAAUGGCUGUACUACUCGGUAUGCUUAUAGGAGCGCUUAUUACUUCGUGCGUAUGUCGAGGUAUCAUGGCCUUAAACCCCCCUGCACCACGAAUAACACCAGAGACAACUGCUUUGAAUGGCAAUACAAUACAACGCAGAGUCGAUUCAGUGGAGAUAAGAGUGCCAUUACGAGAGGAAUCACCUCCAACUUAUGACGAAGCCCUCUUAAUGCCUCGCUUGAACACUUCUUUCCAUUCACUACCAGAUUUUGUUGAUGAAGAAGAAGAUAAUACUAAUAAUAGAAGAUAUAGAAGGUCUAGAUCGAUUGGUGAUUUGACUGAAACGAGACCAAGGGUCCAUGACAGACGAUCAGUGAGACGAGCAACAGACGUAAUGAUUCUAUUACGGACUUCGGGGCUGCUAUUGCUCAUAUUUCUGGCAAAUGCGGAUUUUCUGGAUUUCGAUGAUCAUUCAAAUGAAAUCUGCUAUCUGUGCUCGUGUAACACGGAGAGAACUAGCGUGGACUGUUCACGCAGAGGAUUGACUGAUCUUCCUACUGGCAUUAAUGCAAAGGUGACCAAAUUGAACAUUUCAAACAAUGAUAUCUCCAAGUUUCCGGAAGGCAUAUACAAGCUUUACAAUCUUGUAUCUUUGGACAUAAGUGGCAAUCAGUUGAAAGAAUUACCAGAGAAUGCAUUGCAAAAUCUUAGCUCCCUGGAAAUUUUGAACUUAUCCAAAAACCGUUUUGAAUCAUGGAUAAGCCUUAAUCCUAAUGAAGUAUUAAAACCAGCCACGAAUCUUAAAAUAUUGAACUUAUCAAGAAACAAGUUAAGGACGAUGGCAAACUUGGCAAAUCAAGAACUACUUAUAAGUCCUUCAUUAGAAACACUGAUUUUAGAUAACUGCGAAAUAGAUUCCAUUCAUGGACGAUCGCCACUAAGUGGUCUCAUUAAUAUCAGUGUUUUAAAAAUUAACAAUAAUCCUUUACUAAGGAUUCAAAAUCUUAUAUCACCGACAUUGAAGAGUCUUUAUGUAAGCAAUUGUCAGUUGAGCUACAUAAAUCAUAACGAACUAUCGUACUUACCUUCUUUAUUAUUCUUAAAAAUGUCACAUAACUAUCGAUUAGAGUUAUCUUCUACAGCUAAUUCCUUAUUCUCCAGUUCUUUGCGAUAUUUGGAUAUUUCUUACUGUAACGUAUUCAAACCUAACCUGUUUGGAUUCCCAAAUCUUAGAAAAGUUAUAAUUAAUCAUAACAUGAUACGAUAUUUGAGAAGCAACGAAUUUAUAAAUAAUACAAAACUGGAAUAUUUAGAUCUAUCUAAUAAUAAUAUUGGAUCCAUCAAAAGUGACACUUUUCGGGGACUAAGUAUGAUUAGAUAUUUAGAUUUAUCAUGGAAUGAAAUAGCCCAUAUACCUGAAGAUAGUCUUUUAGAAAUGCCGUCACUGACUCAAAUCAAACUUGCUAGAAACUAUCUCAACAGAGUUGGUCACUUAAAAUCUACGUCAUUGUCAAUUAUAGACAUGAGCUCGUGUGAAAUUAGUAUAAUUGGAAAGGAUUCCCUUGAAGGACUUCCUUCACUUGUAGAACUAGAUUUAUCACACAAUCUACUAUCACAUAUUCCAGAUAGCAUGUCUUCAAACACUUUAAAAUAUUUGAAUUUGAAUUAUAACAGAAUAAGUUCCAUCAGUAAUUACACUUUCUUUAUGCUACCCCGUCUUAGUGGGCUUAGCGUAAUCGGAAAUAGAUUUACACAUGUAUGGAGUAGAACUUAUUUUGAUUCUAAUCCUUAUUUGGACAGGCUGGAUCUAAGUGACAAUAUGUGGAGAUGUGAUUGCGCAGAUAGUGAUAUGUAUGAUUUUUAUGAAUAUGUUACAUUGGAGCCAAAUAAAAAAGAGGAGUCAUAUAACCUUAUCUGCAAUAGUCCUGUAACUCUUAUAGGACAAACUUGGUUAGAGGCCUGCUACUUUGUAUGGAACCCCGGUGAAAGAGUGGGGAGUGCUGAUAAUUUAAUAUGGUUCAUAAUUGUUAUGAUUGUUGGGCUUGCUUUGUGUAUUAUACUUAUCAACUUCAUUAGAAGAUCUAUGAAUCGUCGUUUAGCAGCAAUGCAAGCUGACAGAGAGCGGCAAGUUGAAGAGGCUAGAGACCGAUUGAGACAACUGAGAAUGAGAGCAGAGCAGGAAGCUUUAUGCACCACGCCAGAUCCAAGAGAUUUAAUCGCACCACCAUCAUAUGACGAAGCUCUCUCAAUGCCUAAACUGAAUGCCUCUUGUCAAUCUUUGAAUGAAACGAGCACUGGCAAAACUAAACGUAGAAGGGGUAAAAGAAAAACCAAAUCAAGUGGUGAUUUAUUAGAAGAAACGGAAAGAAAUGGUGAUAUACCUGUGUUAGAUGAAGAUGACAUUGAGCUAACAGAAACUACUGCUGAUAGAAAUAAAAGGCGGCGAAGAAGAAAUCGAAGAUAUGGUAGUCAUGAAAUAGCUGAAUUAGAUCAAAGCCCAGGAGCAAGGCGAAGGCGAUUCUCGGAAUACAAUACAGAAGAUGAUAGUGUAAUAGAAGUUGAAGCGGAAUUAGAAAGACCGCUUCGUGCGAGAGUUCGACGGUUUUCUGAUGAAAAUCAACCAAGAGAGAGUGACUUUUGAAUAUCGUGUUAAGAUUUAAUUCUAUUGUAACUAGGUUGCUAACUAGCUCCUUUAGUGUUGUCUAAUUUUGUAAAAUAUUACUAAGUUAUACUAACAAUUAUUGUACAAAGUAUAAUAAAAAAAAAACAGAAUAUUUUGCAUUAUAGUUUCUCUCUGUAACAUAGACGUAAUCUUCGCUAACCAAGAAUUUUCAGAAUGCCACCCGACCGAAGCCGGGGCGGGUUGGUAGAUUUGUAAAUAAUAAUUUUAUAUAUUUAAUAUGAUGUACCUAUUCGAAAUAUUUGCUUUAUCAGCAAAGACUUUUGUUUAAUUUUAUAGUAAUUUAUUUCUUAUGUAUCGACAUCCUAAGUCCCACCUUUUGCUAUGUAUAAUACUUUUAAGAGGCACCUGCUUUGUAAUAAAAAUAAUAUUUAUGCCUA